Molecule: messenger RNA, 1782 nt
Organism: Vicia villosa (hairy vetch)
Lineage: Eukaryota; Viridiplantae; Streptophyta; Magnoliopsida; Fabales; Fabaceae
Exons: 1
Coding region: 351-1505 (384 amino acids)
Biological process (GO): translation
Cellular component (GO): ribosome
Molecular function (GO): 5S rRNA binding; structural constituent of ribosome
Source: RefSeq, a predicted model, not a curated record
AUAGUUAUUUAUUAAAUAAACUAUUUGUAUUUUGUAGUAUAUGACAUUUAUGAUACCUAUAUAGUACGAAAAUCAAACUUUUUCAAACCUAGCAGAAAAGAACAUUACAACGGUGAAGAAGUAAACGCCAUCAACAUUUUACCAUAUUAUUAGUCUUCAUGAUUCAAGCUCUCACCAAAGAUAAGAUAUUUCAAAUUGAAUUAGUUCUAUCACUUUCAAUUUUGUAAUUCAACAAAUUGUGUUAAGCUUCAUUGAGUGCACGCCAACUGUUUGAUGUUUUGCUUCUGUGAGCAUUGUUCACAAUUUGGUCUGCAAAAAUAAUUAUUACAGCUGCUUAUACUGAGAUCACAAUGUUGUCCGUGCUUGCAAGAGAGGCCGCUUCCAUACACAAUCAACGUUUCUUAGUGAAGUUGAGUGCAUUCAAUCUAUGCUACAACUCUCUCACCACUGUUCCCAAUGAGAAUGAUGGUGCUUCAGCGAGAACUCUAUCCGAGCCACCUUCUGACUAUAAUAAUUCUAGUAGCAACCUUCGUCUUUCGCCGUUUUUGUCCAACUUCAAUCACCCCUCGAGUGGAUUUGACAUCGAGCUUGUUGACCAUGAUGCUUGGGGGGUUUCGUCUGUGGUGGCACAAGCAUGGCGACAAGGGGAUUUGCCUGCACCAAAAGCUAGUUCUUGCGGUCAGCAUGUCAUUGAUGAACCCCUUGAUGCUCAUUCCACGGAUGUUGAUGAUGAACUUGAUUUUGAAGAGAUAGACAACAUGAGAGUUCGUGGGAGUUUGUUCUAUAAGCUAGAGCGUAGUUCCAUGGAGUUUGAAGAGUAUAAUCUAGAGUUUCACAAGAAGAAAUCAUCAUCCAAGAAGAAAAACAACAAGACUGAGUUAAUCACCAAAGCUAAAGAAGCUAAAGCUAAAACAAAGCCAAAUGUGGCUUCCAAGGAUCAGAAGCUUCCCAAAGUUAAUGAUUUUGGAAGAAACAGUAAUAGUGUUAUACCCCGGAUGGACAAUGUGACUUCCAAGGAUCAGAAGCUUCCUAAAGUUAAUGAAUUUGGAAGAAACAGUAAGAGCGUUAUGCCGCGGAUGGACGAAAUCAAUGACGUUUCUCCUGCGAACAAGAGACAGAGGGUUCCCACUUUUAACCAGCUUACAGGUCCUUAUCAUGAACCGUUUUGCUUGGACAUUUAUAUAUCAAAAGGCUCUGUACGUGCCUGCAUUGUUCAUAGGGUAACUAGCAAGGUGGUUGUUGUGGCACAUUCCAUUUCCAAGGAUCUGAAGUUUGAUCUAGCUUCAACCAAGAAUAAAACCACUUGUGCUGCCGUGGGGAAAAUUCUGGCUCAGAGAGCAUUGGCUGAUGAUAUUCAUGAUAUUAUUUACACUCCAAGGAAAGGAGAGAGGGUGGAGGGAAAACUUCAGAUUGUUCUUAAUUCCAUCAUUGAUAGUGGCAUUAAUGUGAAGUUAAAGAUUAAACAACGGAAUAAGAAGAAGUUUUUCAGCGCACAUUUUAACUAGCUAGGGCCUUUCUUGUUCAAUGGAAAUUGUAUACUGUAUUAGCCAUGGUUAUAUAAUGAUGUAUCUGAGGGAAUGAACUGUUUGCAUUAUUAAACAUGGAAUGAUAAAUGGAUUUUGUUAUUUAAGACUACUAGAAGGGUAAGAUUUUAAAGUACAUUUUGCAAUUGCCAACUUGUACCAUUUUAGAUUCCACCAUCGUAGAACGUGAAUAAGGUUUAGUAAUUGAUAAAUUUUGUAUGAGAUGAAUGAUCGUGUAUCCACAUCUAGUAAAUUAUGC